AUGGUGUGAUAGCUAACGUUACAGUAAUAACGUGUAUUGCUGAAAAACGCAGUAAAGGCAAGUGACGUAAAUGAUUGCAUCAGUCAUGUAACGUUACGGUAACUUACCCAGUGUGGAAUAAACAAUGAAAUAUAUAACCAUAGCUAAAUUAGUGGCCAUUCGUAGGGCUUAGCUUUCCUCCAACGUUACCGUUAGCUCUCAAUGGCUAGACUAAUGUAAUGCUAGCUAGUAUUCUGAGAAAUUAUCAAAUACAGCCAAUCCACAGAGCCAGUUAUGUCAUUUACGCGUGCUUUUUAAAUGUAUCUUUGUAGCACGUCUGAUAGUUUUACAUUCUUGUAGCUAAUCGAUGCUAACCUAGCAACUGUGUGCUUUUAAUGCUUGUCGAGUUACUGUAAUUAACUAGCGACAGCAGCUGAUGUCUACAAUGGGAGAAGAGGCUGCUUCUGCCGGCAGUGACCGUCAUCCACUUGGGGGCCAGCGCAAUGAUCUGCAGGAGGAGAGGAUCUACAUGGACUAUAAUGCCACCACCCCACUGGAGUCAGAGGUCAUAGUGGCCAUCACAGAGGCCCUGCACGAGGCCUGGGGGAACCCCAGCAGCAGCUACCUGCCUGGCAGGAAAGCCAAAGACAUUAUCAACACGUCCAGGGAAAAUGUUGCUCGCAUGGUUGGAGGGAGAGCAGAAGACAUCAUCUUUAUGUCGGGUGGGACCGAGGCCAAUAACCUGGUGUUCCACACGGCCGUGAAACACUUUUGGGAGAGCAGGGGAACAUCAGAGAUGAACGGACAGGAGAGGAGCCAUCAUAACGGAAAGACUCUUCUGCCUCAUAUCAUCACUUCCAACGUGGAACACGAUUCUGUCAAGCUGGCUGCCGAAAGCCUCUCCAGAGAGGGCAAAGCAGAUGUCACCUUUGUGCCCGUUUCCAAGGUGACCGCGCAAGUUGUGGUAGAAGACAUGAUGGCUGCUGUCCGCCCCACCACCUGUCUUAUUUCCGUCAUGCUGGCCAACAAUGAGACAGGGGUCUUGAUGCCAAUCAGAGAGCUCUGUCAGAGGGUGAAGUCUCUUAACAAACAGCAGCAUGCUCCCAGAAUCCUCCUGCACACUGACGCUGCUCAGGCCAUGGGCAAAGUGCGAGUGGAUGUCCAGGAACUAGGUGUGGAUUAUCUUACGAUUGUCGGGCACAAGUUUUAUGCUCCACGAAUUGGUGCACUCUACGUGAAUGGUCCUGGAACUACCACCCCUGUAUCUCCCAUGUUCUUUGGAGGUGGGCAGGAAAGGAACUUCCGACCAGGGACCGAGAACACACCAAUGAUUGCUGGUCUUGGAAAGGCGGCGGAGCUGGUGAACACACACCUGCCUGAGUUUGAGACCCACAUGCGAGACACCAGGCUCUAUCUGGAGCAGCAGUUGCAGGAUGUCUUUGGGAAGGAGAAGAUCCAUUUUAACAGCCAUUUUCCUGGUUCAGAAACACUCCCGAAUACCUGCAAUGUGUCAAUCCUUGGCCCAGGACUGCAAGGACGAAGUGUACUGUCAUGCUGUAAGAAGCUGCUGGCCAGUGUGGGCGCUGCCUGCCACUCAGACAGAGGAGACAGGCCGUCCCACAUCCUCCUGAGCUCCGGGAUCCCCGCGGAGGUGGCGGCCAACGCACUGCGUCUGAGCGUGGGCCGGGGGACCACCCGCAAAGACGUGGACCUGGUGGUGGAGGACCUCAGGGCGGCUGUGCAGGAGCUGGAGGGACAGAGCUAAGCCUCAGUGGAGAAAGAUCCGGAUGUAUCUGAAGAACUAUUAUGCAUAACUGAAGUUUGAGUGCUAAAAAAUGCUAAUGAUAAUAUAUUAUAAUAAACUGAUACAAAUAAUAAAAUGAUAAAAAUACAAAAAAAUUUAACAAAUUACAAAAUGUAACAACCCAUUAUUUUUUUCAAAUGGUGAUUCUAGAAAUUGAUUUUAGUGUAUCUACUUGUAUUCUUCCCAACUGUUAAAAGUUUAUCAAUGCAUUCUACUGUAGGAGAUUUUUAAUGCAUUUUUGUUUUUUAUGUAUUGCCUUUAUUUUACUUUAUUAGAAAGGUCUGCAUUGGCAUUGCUUGGUUUGCACUAAAUGCUGGAAUUUUAGGGAGCUUAAGUUAUGUUUAUUACAGGGGAGGAACUACUUUAAGUGCUUGAAGGACACAUGAAUCUGAAAUACUUUUACGGUUAUUCAUUAUGGUGUUUGAAUCAGUGCUUUUGAUACUGGUCAAGAUUUCAGUGAAAAAACUAUUAAAGGUAUAGUGUAUAUCACUGUUGAAACUAUGUGAAAUGAAAUACAUCAUGUUCAUAUUGUACUGUAACUAGCAAAUAAAAUGUGACCAAUAAUACCAUA
This is a messenger RNA of Conger conger (European conger), 2354 nucleotides long. RefSeq names its product selenocysteine lyase (gene scly). Bases 416 to 1744 code for a protein of 442 amino acids. The transcript is spliced from 13 exons. Lineage: Eukaryota; Metazoa; Chordata; Actinopteri; Anguilliformes; Congridae. The record is from RefSeq and is a predicted model, not a curated record.